Musa acuminata AAA Group (dessert banana) is the source of this 2472-nucleotide messenger RNA. Its product is annotated as transcription factor TCP15-like. NCBI's taxonomy places the organism in Eukaryota, Viridiplantae, Streptophyta, Magnoliopsida, Zingiberales, Musaceae. The transcript has a single exon. The record is from RefSeq and is a predicted model, not a curated record. Gene Ontology annotation, molecular function: sequence-specific DNA binding; DNA-binding transcription factor activity. Gene Ontology annotation, cellular component: nucleus. The coding region runs from base 561 to 1607 and encodes 348 amino acids.
UUCUUCUUCUUCUUCUUCUUCCUCUCUCCCUCUCUGAGGCUGAGGAGAUUGGAGGUGUUCACCUUCUCUCGCUUCUCUCUCUCUCUCUCUCUCUCUCUCUCUCUCUCUACCACAUCAGUCUCUGUCAAACUUGAGGUAGUUUGGUCUCUCUUUAUCCAUUUCUUCCUCAAUCAACUCCCUACCCCUCAUCACUGUGCCCUACAAGUUGCAUAAAUUAGAUGCAGUAGCUUGGUUUCUUCCCAGAAGCUCGCGCGCUCUCUCUCUCUCUCUCUCUCUACAGCGCCUCACAUCUCAAGCUUUCAGCGGGAGAUGUCCUAACAAGGCCCAUAAAAUGGUAGUACCAUCUCUCAUAUAGGAAUCCUGAGUACUCUACAAGCCAAAGGCCUGCAUGAUCUCUAGGUAUCGCUUCCUCUUGACCUCCAUCACAGCAAAUUAAAGCAUCUAUAUCGGCUGCUGGAUCUUGGAGUUUGAUUGUUAGAUUGUUCCCUGUGCCUCGCCCCUCUCUCACCAUCAUUAGAUCUCAAGUCCUUAUCUGUGAAGUACCAUGGUCUGAUCCAGACAUGGAGGGCGAACCUGGCGGAUCACGACGGCCCAACUUCCCUCUCCAGCUCCUCGAGAAGAAGGAAGAAGACUCCUGCUCCAGCUCCGCUUACCCUUCCUUAGCCAUAUCCUCCACCACCGCCGCUGACCGACUGAGGAAGCCGCCGCCCAAGCGGAGCUCCAACAAGGACCGCCACACCAAGGUCGAGGGGCGCGGCCGCCGGAUCCGCAUGCCCGCCCUCUGCGCAGCUCGCGUCUUCCAGCUCACGCGCGAGCUGGGCCACAAGACCGACGGGGAGACCAUCGAGUGGCUGCUCCAGCAGGCCGAGCCCGCGGUGAUCGCGGCCACGGGCACCGGCACCAUCCCCGCCAACUUCACCUCGCUCAACAUCUCCCUCCGCGGCUCCGGCUCCAGCGUGUCCGCUCCCUCCCACCUCCGCGCCGCGAAUUACUUCGGUGGCGUGGCGGCCGCUCACCCCGGCCCGUCCCUUCGGUUCCACAACGAAUGGGAACGUGGCGGCAGCUCUGCUUUCCCCCCGGAGGUCCCGUCGUCCUCCUCCUCCGUGCUUCUCAAUUUCAACUCAUGCAGCAUCGGCCUCGACGCAUCGUCGGAGGCCGACAUCGGGAACAUAAGGAAACGCCGAUGGGAGUCGGAGAUUCAUCAGCAUCAACCAUCGCCAGUGCAGCAUCAGAUGGCAGGCUACAGCCAGGCAAGCCAUGGGCAGAUGCCAGGAACUGUAUGGAUGGUCACAAACCCUAACGCACAAGACAUGGUGGGCAGUAGCAACCAGUCUAUAUGGACAUUCCCUCAAGCAGCAAAUGCCUCCAUGCUUAGAGGAUCCAUGUCCGGCGGUCUGCACUUCAUGAACAUCCCUACGCCCAUGGCUCUUCUGCCAAGCCAGCAGCUUGGGCUGGGUUCCGGCGGCGGCGAGGGGUACACCGGAAUCCCUUCCGCCCUCAACAUGUACCGAUCGUCGCCGAGCAACUCCGAGGCGAUGCAGUCUAUGACCCAACAAUCGCACCGAGACAGCGAGCGCCAUGACACGAUGAGCACCAGCGAUUCGUAGCUCGGCCUCACAACCAUGCAUGCGCUGGUUUUCCCUCUUCUUCUGCUUUAAUCUUUCGAUUUUUGGAUGAUUUUUUACUCUAUUUGUUUUGACUAUAAGCCUACGUCCGUCACUCGCAAUACGAAUGCAAGUCAUUUCUGUGUGUGAAAUGGCAGGUUUUGAUGGUUUCACUACCUUAAUUUGGAUCGACACACAGUGUUGUGAUCCUAUCUUUCAUAACAUGAUCUCUUUUCUUCUUCUCCGGUUCUUAUUGGGUGGCUGCAAGAUGCUCAUCAACCGAAAGAGAGAGAGAGAGAGAGAGAGAGAGAGAGAGAGAGAGAGGUGAGAGGCUCCUAUUCAAUGAAGGUGACCAGAAAGACGCAUCGAGCUCAGCAGCACGUCAACUUCAGAAUCACUCAGAGAGUGAUAUGAUCAAUGAUUGCUGCCUCUUGGAAUGUGUUGCGCUACAGUUCCAUAUACACAUCCAAACACAUACAAGUGUUGUACCAUUUCUCUGUACAUGAAAACACCCAUCAAAAUACAAUACUGGCAUGCAGGAGCUCUCAACUACAGCACCGUCUGAGUCUGCCAUGGAUGGAUGAAUGUGAAGGAGGAGCAUGGCAAAAGGCCAAAGCUGUCAUAAUUCCACGCUAGCGCAGGCUGUCGGCUCUUUCUCUAUCACAGUCGAGUUGUCACAGUGGGUAACCCUAACCACAUGAAUUAAGCCUUAUCCUUUCUCUCCUCUCUCUUAAGCUCAUCUCCUCCGAGAACAAGGUCGACUAUUACUCUUCCUUGUGAAGUCAUCUUCCAAUGGCUGCGUAAAACACAGAUAUGUCAGCUUGAUUUGGAUGUAUAUUUAGUUAACUGUUGAAGGUCAUAUAUUUCC